Molecule: messenger RNA, 12998 nt
Organism: Sus scrofa (pig)
Lineage: Eukaryota; Metazoa; Chordata; Mammalia; Artiodactyla; Suidae
Gene: MUC19
Product: mucin 19, oligomeric
Molecular function (GO): protein binding
Source: RefSeq, marked provisional
GGAUCUGAUUCUCCAGGAUGACUGGUCUCUGUUUCUAGGUCCAAAUCACCACCAUGAAGUUGAUAUUUUUGUACUUCAUUGUGGCACUUUGCUUCUUUUGCAAAGAUGGGGAAGCCCUAUUCUUCAGGUUAAAAUCAGAAACACAGAAAAGAGAAUCAGGUCACUCUUUGCUCAGUAGUUUGUCCUUUGGUGACGCAAACAAAAGAAAGACAUCUCUUGUUGGUUCACUCCCUAACAAUGGAUUUCGUGCUCAAGGAGCGGCUGAAGAUGGGUCAAGAGAACCUCGGGAUGCUGAUAGUUUAGAAUUAGACGUCGUCCCAGCAGGUGCCACAAGCUCAUCUGACUACAGUUCUUCUGGACCAUUCAGUACUCCAGAAAAAGGAUCCCAUAUUCCUGAAGCAACGCCAAAAUACUCAGAAACAGAUGCAAUUAUUGGUGAAGCGUCUACUUGGGGCAAAGGAGCAUAUAAAGCGUUCAAUGGCCGUGUCUUUUCCUUUGAGUCUUCAUGCUCUUAUACUUUCUGCCGUCACUGUGUUGAAUCUGGAGGAGAUUUCAAUGUUGAAAUCAAACGAAACAAUGACAGUGAGAUUGAAAAAAUAACAGUUAUAAUUGACAAUAAUGACAUCUCCAUUUCGGGUGAUGUCAUUUUAGUUAAUGGAGAAAGUGUACACAUACCAUAUAACAAUAAGUUGAUUCACAUUAAAAAAUACGGAGAACAUAAUGUUCUGAAUAGCCGUAGAGGAAUCCUGUCUUUGAUGUGGGACAAAAAUAACAAACUCUCACUCACUAUUCACAAACAAUAUCCAACUUGCGGUCUUUGUGGUAACUUCAACAAUACUCCAGGAGAAGAUAUCGAUGAGCAUAUUGCCAAUAGUAAAAUUCCUGGCAAUUGUCCCAAUGCUGUUAGUAAAAGCUAUGAACUUUGUGAAGAUGGAGUACAGCACUGUGAGAAAAUUAUUGGAACCUACUUUGAGAAAUGUCAGAAGGUUAGUUCUUUAUCCAACGACUACAAAAUAAUCUGCAUUGAUGAGUACUGCCAAAAUAGAGAUGCAAAAUCCACAUGUGACACUUACUCAGAAUUGUCCCGCCUCUGUGCCUCGGAUGGUCCUGGCAUCUAUGAAUCCUGGAGAGACGAUUCUGCUGUGGUUUGUGAAAAACCUAAUUGCCCAGAAAAACAUAUCUACAAAGAAUGUGGGCCCUCAAAUCCUGCAACUUGUUCUAAUGUGGCUCCCUUUCAAGACAGUGAAUGUGUGAGUGGCUGCACCUGCCCAGAAGGUUAUCUGUUGGAUGAUAUUGGCAAGAAAGGGAAAUGCGUACUGAAGGCUUACUGUCCCUGCGAAUCGAAUGGAAACGUGUAUCAGUCAGGAGAAGUCCGCGAAGGUCCCUGUGGUUCUCAGUGCACAUGCCAAGAAGCAAAGUGGUCCUGCACUGAAGCCUUAUGUCCUGGAAGAUGUAAGGUGGAAGGAAGCUUGAUUACCACCUUUGAUGGUGUUAAAUACAACCAUCCUGGAAACUGUCACUUUUUGGCCAUCCAUGAUAAAGAUUGGUCUAUUAGUGUUGAGCUUCGUCCAUGUCAGAGUGGUCAGUCAGGAACGUGCUUAAACAGUGUUACCCUCCUUUUGAAUUCGUCUGUUUCAGUUGACAAAUACAUAUUCAAUAGAGAUGGGACAGUCACAAAUGACAAGAUUAGAAAUCAAAGUUAUUAUUAUUCAGACAAGGUACAGAUCUUCAAAGUAUCUUCCUCAUACCUUCAAGCAGAAACAUACUUUCAUGUAAAAAUGCAAAUACAAAUUGUUCCUGUGAUGCAAUUAUAUGUUUCCAUGCCACCCAACCAAUUCACAGACACAGUUGGACUCUGUGGUUCCUAUAACAACAGAGCAGAGGAUGAUUUCAUGUCAAGUCAGAAUAUAUUGGAGAAGACAUCUCAGGCAUUUGCUAAUUCUUGGGAAAUGAUGUCCUGUUCUAAAGGAAACACCGCUUCAUGCAUCAGUAUAGAAAAAGAAAAAUUUGCUGAAAAGAACUGCGGAAUUCUUCUUGAUUCGAGUGGGCCUUUCUCUUCCUGCCAUCCAAUUGUGAACCCUAAACCAUAUCAUGAGGAAUGCAAAAAAUACACUUGUGCUUGUGAAAAUAGCAAAGAUUGCCUGUGUACAAUUUUAGGCAACUAUGUGAAAGCAUGUGCUGAGAAGGAAACAUACAUAGUAGGAUGGAGAGCUGAGUUAUGUGAUCAUUCUUGUCCAAGUGGCCUAGUUUUCAAAUACAAUGUAAAGGCCUGCAAUAGUUCUUGCCGAUCAUUGUCAGAGAGAGAUAGGAGCUGCGAUGUGGAAGAUGUUCCCAUUGAUGGAUGCACUUGCCCUGAUGGAAUGUACCACAAUAAUGAAGGAACUUGUGUUCCAAAAUCUCAGUGUGACUGCUACAUAAAUGACGAGGUCAUGCAACCAGGCAAACUCAUCCAUAUUGGUAACAAUAAAUGUGUCUGUCGGGAUGGAAUCCUUCUUUGCCAGACUCCUAUUGAUUUAACCCUACAGAAUUGUACUGGAGGGGCUGAAUAUGUUGACUGCAGGGAUCCUAAGGCACAGAGAAGAGCCGACAGUACAUGUAGCACUUGGAACAUACCUAGUUUUGAAGAAAACUUGCCUUGCAAGCGUGGGUGCUACUGUCCUGUAGGAAUGGUUCGGAAUUCUAAAGGAAACUGUGUCUUUCCUGAAGACUGCCCAUGCUCUUUUGGUGGACGAGAGUAUGACCAAGGAAGUGUCACCUCAGUUGGCUGCAACAAAUGUACUUGCAUAAAAGGAUCUUGGAACUGUACACAAAACGAAUGUCAAACCACCUGUCACAUCUAUGGGGAAGGUCAUAUUAGAACUUUUGAUGGAAAAACUUAUAGCUUUGAUGGUCUCUGCCAGUAUUCAUUCCUUGAGGAUUAUUGUGGUAGUGAAAAUGGCACAUUCCGUAUUUUAACUGAAAGUGUCCCAUGCUGUGAAGAUGGACUUACAUGCUCAAGAAAAAUUAUAGUCGCUUUUCAGGAUCAGAAUGUUGUCUUGCACGAUGGUAAAGUCACAGCAGUUAAAACUACAGAAAGUAAGGAAUGUGAACUUGAAGAAAAUUCAUACUCUGUGCAUACCGUUGGCCUGUACUUGAUUCUGAAAUUCUUAAGUGGAAUAACCAUAAUUUGGGAUAAAAAUACCAGAAUCUCUGUCAUAUUGGAUCCGCGCUGGAAUGGCAAAGUGUGUGGUCUUUGCGGAAACAAUAAUGGCGACCUGAAGGAUGAUUUCACAACGCGAUAUUCAUCCGUGGCUGUUGGAGAGCUGGAAUUUGGCAAUAGUUGGAAAACCAGUCAAGAAUGUUCGGACACUGUCACUCAAAGUUUCCCGUGUGACUCAAACCCGUACUGCAAAGCCUGGGCUGUGCGGAAAUGUGAGAUCAUCCGGGACAGCACCUUCCGAGACUGCCACAACAAGGUGGACCCCAGUGCGUACUACGACGCGUGUAUUGAAGAAGCCUGUGCGUGUGACAUGGAGGGGAAGUACCUGGGAUUCUGCACAGCCGUGGCGAUGUACGCAGAGGCCUGCAGUGCGGUUGGAGUCUGUGUCACAUGGAGAAAACCAGAUCUCUGUCCUGUCUACUGUGAUUAUUAUAAUGCACCUGGGGAAUGCAGCUGGCGUUAUGAACCUUGUGGUACAGUGACUGCAAAAACAUGCAAAGAUCGAGUAAUUGGCCAGAAAUUUUCUGCACUUUUAGAAGGCUGCUAUGCUAAGUGCCCAGACAGUGCUCCCUACCUGGAUGAGAACACCAUGAAAUGCGUCAGUUUAUCUGAGUGCAGCUGCUUCUAUAAUGAUAUCAUACCAGCGGGUGGAGUGAUCCAGGAUAACUGUGGGAGAAUAUGCUAUUGCAUCGCAGGAGAGUUGGAGUGCAGUGAAUCUGCUCUUACAAAUUCAACAUUUACAGUUUCUACUACAACAGCUACCUCCAUAUUAAGCACUGAAGCAGCAAUCACACUGGUAACCAGUAGCUCAAGCACAGCAGCUUCCAUUCCAGCGAUUACAACCUCAAGCAGUGGAACAAUAGGAACAACUCUGAGUUUUCUCAGUGAAACUUUUACUACAGGGGCCCCAGGAGUAUCAGAGGGUGUCACAACCGUGUCUGGGAACAAGAGCACAAGUGAGGACUCAGCUGCCCCAGGCACGACCCCGGAAGGCCCUCCAGGAACAACUGGAGGGGAAAAUGCUGCCACCACUGGAGCUGCUGGUGAAGACACCUCUGGAGCAUCAGGGACAACUGGAACAUCUGUUGUAAGUUCAGAGACAAGUGGAGGGGCAGAAACUACUGGACCAUCAGCUGAAAAGUCAAGGACAACUCUGCCAACAAUUGGUAUGACAGAAAUUAUUGGAUCAUCAACUGAAGAAUCAAGGGCAACCAGACCAUCAACUGGCAGAUAUUCCCCAAAUGUUUCAUCAGCUGUAGGGUCACAAACAAGUAGACAAUCAACUGAAGGAUCAAGCGAAAAUGGGCCAACAGAAGUAGUGACAGACAUAUAUCUACAAUCAACUGGAAUAUCAAGGACAACAGAAGAAUCAGGGUCUACAGGAAUAUCAGUAAUAGGUUCAGGUAAAACAGGAUCAUCAACCAUACUGACAGUAACAAGUGCUAGAUCCUCUGUCGCAGGGUCAACAACCGGAACAGUGUCUGGAGCAUCAGGGUCCACAGGAUCAUCAUCGGGAUCACCAGGGGCCACCGGAGCAUCCAUUGGCCAGCCCGAAACAAGCAGAAUCUCGGUGGCAGGCUCAUCUGGAGCACCUGCAGUCUCAUCUGGAGCAUCACAGGCAGCGGGAACCUCAGGUGCUGGCCCGGGAACAACUGCCUCAUCCGUCGGGGUGACGGAAACUGCUAGACCCUCUGUCGCAGGGUCAGGGACAACCGGAACAGUGUCUGGAGCAUCAGGGUCCACAGGAUCAUCAUCGGGAUCACCAGGGGCCACCGGAGCAUCCAUUGGCCAGCCCGAAACAAGCAGAAUCUCGGUGGCAGGCUCAUCUGGAGCACCUGCAGUCUCAUCUGGAGCAUCACAGGCAGCGGGAACCUCAGGUGCUGGCCCGGGAACAACUGCCUCAUCCGUCGGGGUGACGGAAACUGCUAGACCCUCUGUCGCAGGGUCAGGGACAACCGGAACAGUGUCUGGAGCAUCAGGGUCCACAGGAUCAUCAUCGGGAUCACCAGGGGCCACCGGAGCAUCCAUUGGCCAGCCCGAAACAAGCAGAAUCUCGGUGGCAGGCUCAUCUGGAGCACCUGCAGUCUCAUCUGGAGCAUCACAGGCAGCGGGAACCUCAGGUGCUGGCCCGGGAACAACUGCCUCAUCCGUCGGGGUGACGGAAACUGCUAGACCCUCUGUCGCAGGGUCAGGGACAACCGGAACAGUGUCUGGAGCAUCAGGGUCCACAGGAUCAUCAUCGGGAUCACCAGGGGCCACCGGAGCAUCCAUUGGCCAGCCCGAAACAAGCAGAAUCUCGGUGGCAGGCUCAUCUGGAGCACCUGCAGUCUCAUCUGGAGCAUCACAGGCAGCGGGAACCUCAGGUGCUGGCCCGGGAACAACUGCCUCAUCCGUCGGGGUGACGGAAACUGCUAGACCCUCUGUCGCAGGGUCAGGGACAACCGGAACAGUGUCUGGAGCAUCAGGGUCCACAGGAUCAUCAUCGGGAUCACCAGGGGCCACCGGAGCAUCCAUUGGCCAGCCCGAAACAAGCAGAAUCUCGGUGGCAGGCUCAUCUGGAGCACCUGCAGUCUCAUCUGGAGCAUCACAGGCAGCGGGAACCUCAGGUGCUGGCCCGGGAACAACUGCCUCAUCCGUCGGGGUGACGGAAACUGCUAGACCCUCUGUCGCAGGGUCAGGGACAACCGGAACAGUGUCUGGAGCAUCAGGGUCCACAGGAUCAUCAUCGGGAUCACCAGGGGCCACCGGAGCAUCCAUUGGCCAGCCCGAAACAAGCAGAAUCUCGGUGGCAGGCUCAUCUGGAGCACCUGCAGUCUCAUCUGGAGCAUCACAGGCAGCGGGAACCUCAGGUGCUGGCCCGGGAACAACUGCCUCAUCCGUCGGGGUGACGGAAACUGCUAGACCCUCUGUCGCAGGGUCAGGGACAACCGGAACAGUGUCUGGAGCAUCAGGGUCCACAGGAUCAUCAUCGGGAUCACCAGGGGCCACCGGAGCAUCCAUUGGCCAGCCCGAAACAAGCAGAAUCUCGGUGGCAGGCUCAUCUGGAGCACCUGCAGUCUCAUCUGGAGCAUCACAGGCAGCGGGAACCUCAGGUGCUGGCCCGGGAACAACUGCCUCAUCCGUCGGGGUGACGGAAACUGCUAGACCCUCUGUCGCAGGGUCAGGGACAACCGGAACAGUGUCUGGAGCAUCAGGGUCCACAGGAUCAUCAUCGGGAUCACCAGGGGCCACCGGAGCAUCCAUUGGCCAGCCCGAAACAAGCAGAAUCUCGGUGGCAGGCUCAUCUGGAGCACCUGCAGUCUCAUCUGGAGCAUCACAGGCAGCGGGAACCUCAGGUGCUGGCCCGGGAACAACUGCCUCAUCCGUCGGGGUGACGGAAACUGCUAGACCCUCUGUCGCAGGGUCAGGGACAACCGGAACAGUGUCUGGAGCAUCAGGGUCCACAGGAUCAUCAUCGGGAUCACCAGGGGCCACCGGAGCAUCCAUUGGCCAGCCCGAAACAAGCAGAAUCUCGGUGGCAGGCUCAUCUGGAGCACCUGCAGUCUCAUCUGGAGCAUCACAGGCAGCGGGAACCUCAGGUGCUGGCCCGGGAACAACUGCCUCAUCCGUCGGGGUGACGGAAACUGCUAGACCCUCUGUCGCAGGGUCAGGGACAACCGGAACAGUGUCUGGAGCAUCAGGGUCCACAGGAUCAUCAUCGGGAUCACCAGGGGCCACCGGAGCAUCCAUUGGCCAGCCCGAAACAAGCAGAAUCUCGGUGGCAGGCUCAUCUGGAGCACCUGCAGUCUCAUCUGGAGCAUCACAGGCAGCGGGAACCUCAGGUGCUGGCCCGGGAACAACUGCCUCAUCCGUCGGGGUGACGGAAACUGCUAGACCCUCUGUCGCAGGGUCAGGGACAACCGGAACAGUGUCUGGAGCAUCAGGGUCCACAGGAUCAUCAUCGGGAUCACCAGGGGCCACCGGAGCAUCCAUUGGCCAGCCCGAAACAAGCAGAAUCUCGGUGGCAGGCUCAUCUGGAGCACCUGCAGUCUCAUCUGGAGCAUCACAGGCAGCGGGAACCUCAGGUGCUGGCCCGGGAACAACUGCCUCAUCCGUCGGGGUGACGGAAACUGCUAGACCCUCUGUCGCAGGGUCAGGGACAACCGGAACAGUGUCUGGAGCAUCAGGGUCCACAGGAUCAUCAUCGGGAUCACCAGGGGCCACCGGAGCAUCCAUUGGCCAGCCCGAAACAAGCAGAAUCUCGGUGGCAGGCUCAUCUGGAGCACCUGCAGUCUCAUCUGGAGCAUCACAGGCAGCGGGAACCUCAGGUGCUGGCCCGGGAACAACUGCCUCAUCCGUCGGGGUGACGGAAACUGCUAGACCCUCUGUCGCAGGGUCAGGGACAACCGGAACAGUGUCUGGAGCAUCAGGGUCCACAGGAUCAUCAUCGGGAUCACCAGGGGCCACCGGAGCAUCCAUUGGCCAGCCCGAAACAAGCAGAAUCUCGGUGGCAGGCUCAUCUGGAGCACCUGCAGUCUCAUCUGGAGCAUCACAGGCAGCGGGAACCUCAGGUGCUGGCCCGGGAACAACUGCCUCAUCCGUCGGGGUGACGGAAACUGCUAGACCCUCUGUCGCAGGGUCAGGGACAACCGGAACAGUGUCUGGAGCAUCAGGGUCCACAGGAUCAUCAUCGGGAUCACCAGGGGCCACCGGAGCAUCCAUUGGCCAGCCCGAAACAAGCAGAAUCUCGGUGGCAGGCUCAUCUGGAGCACCUGCAGUCUCAUCUGGAGCAUCACAGGCAGCGGGAACCUCAGGUGCUGGCCCGGGAACAACUGCCUCAUCCGUCGGGGUGACGGAAACUGCUAGACCCUCUGUCGCAGGGUCAGGGACAACCGGAACAGUGUCUGGAGCAUCAGGGUCCACAGGAUCAUCAUCGGGAUCACCAGGGGCCACCGGAGCAUCCAUUGGCCAGCCCGAAACAAGCAGAAUCUCGGUGGCAGGCUCAUCUGGAGCACCUGCAGUCUCAUCUGGAGCAUCACAGGCAGCGGGAACCUCAGGUGCUGGCCCGGGAACAACUGCCUCAUCCGUCGGGGUGACGGAAACUGCUAGACCCUCUGUCGCAGGGUCAGGGACAACCGGAACAGUGUCUGGAGCAUCAGGGUCCACAGGAUCAUCAUCGGGAUCACCAGGGGCCACCGGAGCAUCCAUUGGCCAGCCCGAAACAAGCAGAAUCUCGGUGGCAGGCUCAUCUGGAGCACCUGCAGUCUCAUCUGGAGCAUCACAGGCAGCGGGAACCUCAGGUGCUGGCCCGGGAACAACUGCCUCAUCCGUCGGGGUGACGGAAACUGCUAGACCCUCUGUCGCAGGGUCAGGGACAACCGGAACAGUGUCUGGAGCAUCAGGGUCCACAGGAUCAUCAUCGGGAUCACCAGGGGCCACCGGAGCAUCCAUUGGCCAGCCCGAAACAAGCAGAAUCUCGGUGGCAGGCUCAUCUGGAGCACCUGCAGUCUCAUCUGGAGCAUCACAGGCAGCGGGAACCUCAGGUGCUGGCCCGGGAACAACUGCCUCAUCCGUCGGGGUGACGGAAACUGCUAGACCCUCUGUCGCAGGGUCAGGGACAACCGGAACAGUGUCUGGAGCAUCAGGGUCCACAGGAUCAUCAUCGGGAUCACCAGGGGCCACCGGAGCAUCCAUUGGCCAGCCCGAAACAAGCAGAAUCUCGGUGGCAGGCUCAUCUGGAGCACCUGCAGUCUCAUCUGGAGCAUCACAGGCAGCGGGAACCUCAGGUGCUGGCCCGGGAACAACUGCCUCAUCCGUCGGGGUGACGGAAACUGCUAGACCCUCUGUCGCAGGGUCAGGGACAACCGGAACAGUGUCUGGAGCAUCAGGGUCCACAGGAUCAUCAUCGGGAUCACCAGGGGCCACCGGAGCAUCCAUUGGCCAGCCCGAAACAAGCAGAAUCUCGGUGGCAGGCUCAUCUGGAGCACCUGCAGUCUCAUCUGGAGCAUCACAGGCAGCGGGAACCUCAGGUGCUGGCCCGGGAACAACUGCCUCAUCCGUCGGGGUGACGGAAACUGCUAGACCCUCUGUCGCAGGGUCAGGGACAACCGGAACAGUGUCUGGAGCAUCAGGGUCCACAGGAUCAUCAUCGGGAUCACCAGGGGCCACCGGAGCAUCCAUUGGCCAGCCCGAAACAAGCAGAAUCUCGGUGGCAGGCUCAUCUGGAGCACCUGCAGUCUCAUCUGGAGCAUCACAGGCAGCGGGAACCUCAGGUGCUGGCCCGGGAACAACUGCCUCAUCCGUCGGGGUGACGGAAACUGCUAGACCCUCUGUCGCAGGGUCAGGGACAACCGGAACAGUGUCUGGAGCAUCAGGGUCCACAGGAUCAUCAUCGGGAUCACCAGGGGCCACCGGAGCAUCCAUUGGCCAGCCCGAAACAAGCAGAAUCUCGGUGGCAGGCUCAUCUGGAGCACCUGCAGUCUCAUCUGGAGCAUCACAGGCAGCGGGAACCUCAGGUGCUGGCCCGGGAACAACUGCCUCAUCCGUCGGGGUGACGGAAACUGCUAGACCCUCUGUCGCAGGGUCAGGGACAACCGGAACAGUGUCUGGAGCAUCAGGGUCCACAGGAUCAUCAUCGGGAUCACCAGGGGCCACCGGAGCAUCCAUUGGCCAGCCCGAAACAAGCAGAAUCUCGGUGGCAGGCUCAUCUGGAGCACCUGCAGUCUCAUCUGGAGCAUCACAGGCAGCGGGAACCUCAGGUGCUGGCCCGGGAACAACUGCCUCAUCCGUCGGGGUGACGGAAACUGCUAGACCCUCUGUCGCAGGGUCAGGGACAACCGGAACAGUGUCUGGAGCAUCAGGGUCCACAGGAUCAUCAUCGGGAUCACCAGGGGCCACCGGAGCAUCCAUUGGCCAGCCCGAAACAAGCAGAAUCUCGGUGGCAGGCUCAUCUGGAGCACCUGCAGUCUCAUCUGGAGCAUCACAGGCAGCGGGAACCUCAGGUGCUGGCCCGGGAACAACUGCCUCAUCCGUCGGGGUGACGGAAACUGCUAGACCCUCUGUCGCAGGGUCAGGGACAACCGGAACAGUGUCUGGAGCAUCAGGGUCCACAGGAUCAUCAUCGGGAUCACCAGGGGCCACCGGAGCAUCCAUUGGCCAGCCCGAAACAAGCAGAAUCUCGGUGGCAGGCUCAUCUGGAGCACCUGCAGUCUCAUCUGGAGCAUCACAGGCAGCGGGAACUUCAGGUGCUGGCCCGGGAACAACUGCCUCAUUUGUCGGGGUGACAGAAUCUGCUAGACCCUCUUUCGCAGCGUUAGUGGCAGUGACAAAUAGACCAUCUGAUGCAACAAGUAGAGAAAUAAUAAGAGAGGCUACAACUUCCAUAGAAGGUGCUGGCACUUCUGGAGUUGGAUUCAAAACAGAGGCCACAACAUUCCCAGGAGAAAAUGAAACAACCAGAGUUGGAAUCGCCACUGGUACUACUGGUAUAGUCUCUAGAAAGACACUGGAACCUGGAAGUUAUAACACAGAGGCCACAACUUCCAUAGGGAGAAGUGGGACCACCCACACAGAUCUUCCAGGAGGUACCACCAUAGUUUUACCUGGAUUCAGCCAUAGUUCACAGAGUUCCAAGCCAGGCAGUUCUGUCACCACACCAGGGAGCCCAGAGUCUGGAAGUGAAACAGGUACUUCAGGAGAAUUCUCUACGACAGUCAUAUCUGGAAGUUCCCACACAGAGGCCACAACUUUCAUAGGAGGCAGUGGCUCACCUGGAACUGGAUCCAGACCUGGUACCACUGGAGAAUUGUCUGGAACCACUAUUGCAUCUGGAAAUGCUACCACAGAGGCCACAACUUCCACAGAGACUAGAAUUGGACCUCAAACAGGAGCCCAGACCACUGUACCAGGGAGCCAGGUCUCUGGCAGUGAAACAGGUACCAGUGAAGCAGUUUCCAACCCAGCUAUUGCAUCUGGGAGUUCCAGCACUGGAACGACCUCUGGAGCAUCAGACAGUCAAGUCACUGGAAGUAGAACAGGUACCACAGGUGUGGUCUUAGGUACCACAGUUGCACCUGGAAGUUCUAGUACAGGAGCUACCACUGGAGUACUGAUAAAUGAAGGAACUAGAAGCACAUCAUUAGGUACCACGAGGGUAGCUUCUGGCACUACAUAUGAAUCUGGGACUUCUAACUCAGUGCCCUCUGGAGGCAGUGGGACACCAGGAAGUGGAAUAAAUACAGGGGGAUCUAGUACCCAAGUCACUGGCAUUCAAACAGGUACUACUGCAGUGGGUUUUGGCAGCACCCUCUUACCUGGAAGUUCCAACACAGGAGCUACCACCAGCCCAUCUGAGAGGACAAGCCCUGGAAGUAAAACAGGUAUCACUCGUGUAGUCUCUGGUACAACAGUAGCAUCUGGAAGCUCUAACACAGAGGCCACUACAUCUUUAGGAAGAGGUGAAACCACCCAGGGUGGAAUUAAAAUAGUUACCACUGGGGUGACUGUUGGCACAACUGUCGCACCUGGGAGUUUCAACACAAAGGCUACAACUCCUACAGAAGUCAGAGCUGCCACUGGAGCUGGAACGGCAGUUGGGGCUACUUCAAGAUCCACUGGAAUUUCCACAGGCCCAGAAAAUUCCACUCCUGGUACCACUGAGACAGGCUCUGGUACUACAUCCUCACCUGGAGGUGUCAAAACAGAAGCCACAACUUUUAAAGGUGUUGGAACCACUGAAGCAGGGAUUUCAUCAGGCAAUAGCCCAGGAUCAGGAGGAGUCACCAGUAGCCAAGAAGGUACCUCCAGGGAAGCAUCUGAAACAACUACUGCUCCUAGAAUUUCUGCCACUGGCUCCACCUCAGUGUCAAAAGAAAUCACAGCAAGCCCCAAAGUAUCCUCCCCAGAACCUGCAGGAGCAACAGAAGAUCAAGAAAAUGAAAAUAAAACAGGAUGUCCAGCACCUCUUCCACCACCACCAGUUUGUCAUGGUCCCCUGGGAGAAGAGAAGUCUCCUGGGGAUGUAUGGACCGCCAAUUGCCAUAAAUGCACCUGUACCGAGGCAAAGACUGUAGACUGUAAACCCAAGGAGUGUCCUUCUCCACCCACAUGCAAAACUGGAGAGAGACUCAUCAAGUUCAAAGCUAAUGAUACCUGCUGUGAAAUCGGACACUGUGAAAAAAGAACAUGUUUAUUUAACAAUACAGACUAUGAGGUUGGUUCUUCAUUUGAUGACCCCAACAACCCAUGUGUUACCUACUCCUGCCAGAACACUGGUUUCACAGCCGUGGUCCAAAACUGCCCAAAGCAGACCUGGUGCGCAGAAGAAGACAGAGUCUAUGAUUCAAAACAAUGUUGCUAUACAUGUAAGAGUAGUUGCAAACCUUCACCCGUGAAUGUGACUGUUAGGUACAAUGGUUGCACGAUUAAAGUUGAGAUGGCAAGAUGUGUAGGGGAAUGCAAAAAGACUGUCACGUAUGAUUAUGACAUCUUCCAGUUGAAAAAUUCAUGUCUUUGCUGCCGAGAAGAAGAUUACGAGUUCAGAGAUAUUGUUCUUGACUGUCCUGAUGGUAGUACAUUACCUUACAGAUACAGGCACAUCACCGCGUGCUCUUGCUUAGAUCCGUGCCAACAAUCUAUGACCUAAUAAUAACUAGAUUACUUUUCCAGUUGUACCAGGCCAGGUAUUUAUUUUAUAAGCGAACAAAAACAAUCACUAGUGAGAUUAACUAAACAUUUGUUUCUCACUCAAAAAAAUGUCAUCAUUAGGCAUUUUGUUCUUCUGGUGACUGGAUCUGAAAAAUAAAUACCACUUUGCAAGCAA